AAUAAUUUUUUUCUAUAGAAAAAUAUCUUUUAGUCAAAAUAAAAUAUUAUUAGUAUAUAUGUGAAAGAAUAUCCACCAAUGUUAAGAAGCAAAUCUCUUAAGUCAAAAUAAAAUAUUGUUAGUGUAUAUAUGGAAGAUCCAUCAAUGGUAAGAAAGAGAAAUGACAACCUUUUUUUGUUACAAUCACAGAACCUAAAUGUUCUAUAAAUUAAGCUUUUACUUACACUCUAGAAAAUCACACAACAUAUAUUUUUAAUAAAGUUUAUAGUUGAUACAACUAGCAAGACAAAAUGGCCAUCACAAAGACUUCAGUGACUCUUUUACUCUUAAUAAUAAUGGCUGUUUCGUUGUCUAAUUUCAGCGUCUUGGCUUCGGACAUCAAACCUACAGGAAGAAUUGAUAAUCAAUGCAAGCAGAUGUGUUCGGGCGGUUACGGGGACGGUAAAUGUGCCGCGGACUGUAGGAAGGCUGGUUUCUCAUCCGGACGAUGUCUUACUUCUUCUCCUUUCGGAAAUAAAUGUUGUUGCACCUAGUGAUAGAAACCGAUCUAUAUGAGUUUUCUCUUGUUGUAUUGCCACAAAUCAUAAUUAAUUGCAAUAAAAUAAAAUAAUUUUAUUUUUAAAUUUUUCUUAAUCAAAAGUACGAGCUAC
Arabidopsis lyrata subsp. lyrata is the source of this 650-nucleotide messenger RNA. Its product is annotated as defensin-like protein 44. The transcript has 2 exons. The record is from RefSeq and is a predicted model, not a curated record. NCBI's taxonomy places the organism in Eukaryota, Viridiplantae, Streptophyta, Magnoliopsida, Brassicales, Brassicaceae. Bases 291 to 533 code for a protein of 80 amino acids.